AUGUCGACCUCAUCGCUACGGCGACAAGUAAAGAACAUUGUCCACAACUAUUCAGAGGCAGAAAUCAAGGUUCGAGAGGCCACGUCCAACGACCCAUGGGGCCCGAGCAGCUCUCUAAUGUCAGAGAUAGCAGAUCUGACUUAUAAUGUAGUGGCCUUUUCUGAAAUCAUGAGUAUGGUGUGGAAGCGGCUCAAUGACCACGGCAAGAACUGGAGACACGUGUACAAGGCAAUGACGCUCAUGGAGUACCUCAUCAAGACCGGGUCAGAACGUGUGGCCCAACAGUGUCGAGAAAACAUCUACGCAGUGCAGACGCUCAAAGACUUUCAGUACAUCGACAGAGAUGGAAAAGACCAGGGGGUUAAUGUUAGAGAAAAAGCCAAACAGCUAGUAACACUUUUAAAAGAUGAGGAGCGACUAAGAGAAGAGCGAAUCCAUGCUCUCAAAACCAAAGAAAAGAUGGCACAGACGUCUAGUGCCUCUUCGGCUCCGACAGCGGGCAGCGUUGGGGGCAGUUUGUCGUUAGGAUCCCACUCUGGAGGGGCAGAUCCAGAACAGGCCUGGCCCCAAAGCUCCGGAGAAGAGGACUUACAGCUGCAGCUGGCUUUGGCCAUGAGUAAAGAAGAAGCAGAGCAGACGAGCGCAGACCCUCUGGAGGACGCAGAGCUCCAAUAUGCAAUCUCACUCAGCCAAGAGAUUCACCAACAGGAGGAGCGUCUGCGCAGAGGAGAUGAUCUGAGACUGCAGAUGGCCUUAGAGGAAAGCAGGAGGGAGAAGCCCAAGGAUGAAGAGAAUGCACUGAUGGAGCUGAGUGCUGUGGACCCCUGGGGAGCCCCUCCUGCUGCUGCUGCUGCUGCUCCUGUGGGAUCUGCAGGACCCUCCCCUCCCCCCUCUCUGUGCCCCCCUGCCGCGUCCAACCCUUGGGGUGCACCUGCCCCAGACCCCUGGGGCGUGGCCUCGCCCACCUCCCCCACAAACACAGAUCCAUGGGGUGGUGGAGCCCCUGCUGCAGCGCCGCCUCCGGACCCCUGGGGAGAGGCGCCCAGGGUCAACAACGUGGACCCCUGGGGUGGUUCAGCUGUGACUACCCCCACUGCUGACCCAUGGGGCCCCUCGGUGCCUCCCAGCACCUCCUCCUCCGGGGGGCCCAUAGACCCCUGGGCGAGUGACGGGCCUCUCCCUGCCUCUGACGCUCUUACCUCUGAGCUGUGGAGUGGCUCCGCCCAACACACUAACGGCACAGGUGACCCCGAGCGGCGAGAGUCCGCAGCAGCUGCCUGUGACAGCACAGGUUCACCGGUGCCAUUCGAUCUCUCGUCUCUGGGAUCUUCACUUCCUGUCCGGAAAACUCCAGAAUCCUUUUUGGGGCCCAACGCUGCUCUGGUGGAUCUAGAUUCACUUAUAUCAUCAAAACCCAAACCCAAACAGCCGCCGCCUCCUUCUAUCUCUGCAUCUUCAGCACAUAACCCCUUCCUCCAAAAUACAGGUUCCUCUCCGGCCCCUGGCAUGGCCGUCACUCCAGGCAGUACCAUUUCCAGUCGAGGGGUGUCUCCAACACCUGCUUCCUCGAACCCUUUUGGCGUGGCCCCGUCAAUGAGCUCGAUCUCUCCUCAGCCCUCCACCAUCGGCCUGAGCGCUCUCCGCACCAGCCCGGUGCCUCCUAACCCCAUGCUCGGGCUGGUGCAGCCUGGCCUGUCCAUGGGGCCCAUGGGUAUGGGGCUCGGCAUGGCGCAGGCCAGCCCAAUGGGGAUGCCUUACAGCAGCCUGUCGCCAAUGGCCCCUCCGGGCUCGGUCCUGCUGGGACCCGGACCAGCGCCACAGCUGAUUUUGGGUGGGCCCGCAGCAGGGGGAGUCAUGGGAAGAGGGGGGCCAGUUGGGGGAGGAGGAACAGGCGCCAGCACCAAUCCUUUUCUUCUUUGA
Messenger RNA from Knipowitschia caucasica, 1920 nucleotides. The record is from the annotation of a GenBank genome assembly. NCBI's taxonomy places the organism in Eukaryota, Metazoa, Chordata, Actinopteri, Gobiiformes, Gobiidae.